AGAGUUCCUAUUAUGACAUCACCUACUGGACGCCUGGCAGAUAAUCUCCACAUACUUCAGAAGUGCAUUGGAAAGACAGAAUGGGUGCCACUUUGACGAUGACUUAUUAAAAGAGGUCCUCCCUUUGGUCGUGUGUGCAAUUUUGGCGGGUGUCGGUUUUCAGUGUCCAUGAUACAGUGGGAAGAAUCCAACAGAUUUGUCUUGGAAUACAUCCAGUCGUCCCUUCUCAAGAAUGAACGGGAAGCGGUCUGUGCGGAGAAGUUUGGAGCAACCAACACAAGGCUUUCAGGAUAACCCAAAUAUUUCCAGUGGGCCAACGGGAUCCGGUGGAACACAGUCAAACAGGUAGAGCAAUAUUGUGUGUAUUUGUAUCCUGGUAAAGUAACAGGAUAGGGACGCGGGUGGCGCUGUGGGUUAAACCACAGAGCCUAGGACUUGCUGAUCAGAAGGUUGGCGGUUCGAAUCCCCGCAACGGGGUGAGCUCCCGUUGCUCGGUCCCAGCUCCUGCCAACCUAGCAGUUCAAAGCACGUCAAAGUGCAAGUAGAUAAAUAGGUACUGCUCCAGUGGGAAGGUAAACGGCAUUUCUGAGCGCUGCUCUGGUUUCGCCAAAAGCAGCUUAGUCAUGCCGGCCUCAUGACCCGAAAGCUGUACACCGGCUCCCUCGGCCAAUAAAGCGAGAUGAGUGUCACAACCCCAGAGUCGGUCACGACUGGACCUAAUGGUCAGGGGUCCUUUACCUUUAAAGUAUCAGGAUAAAAAACAUGGGGGGAAAGGACACAUAAGAGAACGCUUAGGUUUAUAACUUUAAUACUGCCAGAGGGUACCAUCAGACACGGGUGGCGCUGUGGUCUAAACCACUGAGCCUCUUGGGCUUGCAGAUCGGGAGGUUGGCAGUUCGAAUCCCCGCGACGGGGUGAGCUCCCAUUGCUCUGUCCCAGCUCCUGCCAAGCUAGCAGUUCGAAAGCACACCAGUGAAAGUAGAUAAAUAGGUACCACAGUGUCGGGAAGGUAAACUGAAGUGAAGGCCCAAGACAGUUGUUGAUCAUUAUGUGAGCUGCGCACAGGUGGGCUGCAGCAAGCGAGCGAGCUACCACCAUUCCUGUGGAGCCUCCUUUUAUUGAGACAAAUAUGCAAGCUAGGCAGAUACAUUUUGGGCUGUGACCUUUACACAUCUUCCGUCCCGAAAUCGUGGGGUGGUACAAAGCUAUUUUGGCACCUGUUCCACAGCGUCAUUUUCGCCUUGCACAGUGUAUGACGUAGGAGACAAAAGGUCUCAGGGAAAAACUUACAGACAGGACACCGCUGACUCUGAGACCGCAAAAGGUCAGACAUGGGUGGAACGAUGUACAGACAGCUGUGGCUUGUCUGGGGGGGGGGGUUCCCUGCACCCCAAGGUCACGCAUGCAGGCAGACAUGGCUGCCUGCCGGUGGGAAAGUGUGCUCCCUCCGGACCCCACUCCCCACUCCGCAAUAUCCCUACAUAAAUGGUGUUUCCGUGCGUUCUGGUUUCCUUCGCAGUGUCCUGUUGCACUAGAAGCAGUUUAGUCAUGCUGGCCACAUAACCCGGAAAGCUGUCUGUGGACAAACACCGGCUCCCUUGGCCUGUAAGCAAGACGAGCGCCACAACCCCAUAGUCGCCUUUGACUGGACUUAACUGUCCAGGGGUCCUUUACCUCAUUUACCUUUACCUUUUACCUCAGACUAUCAGUAUUUUGCAGGUGAGGUUCAAGUGCAUACCAUGGCAUUUCGGUGUGUGCAAUUCAAGUAAAUUAAAGUGCUCUGUUACUGUACCUCAACAAAUUCCCUUGUGUGAGACAUGCCACAUAUUUAACACUUUGAGCUCAUGUGAGAUAUUUCAUGUUCCUGCCGAUAAUAUGCAUAUAUUUUUUUGUUUGGAGUCACAGUGAUUUCUCUAAGGCUCCAAUUAGGGUGUCUGGAUGUAACAGCAAACAGAGCUCCUACACCUAUAAUGAACUAAUUAAUGAAUUACAUUUCUAUCCCACCUUUCCCCCCAAAGAGCUCAAAGUGGCCCCUGUGGUUUCUCUUGCCCGCUUUCUCCUCACGACAAUCCUGUGAAGUAAAGUUAUGUUUCCUUUUCCACAAGGGAAGCUCCACAAAGCGUUUCCCAAAUGGGAUGUUGACUUUUUGCAAGUUAUUACAGUUGCGUGUCGAGGUCCCUAAGACACCCCCAAAGAAAAACACAAUUGACACUUAAUUUUUGUUUAAGGUUUUUGGCAUAAUUUUGGCCACAACUUUAUUCAAAUUACAGCAAUGUGAGUGGUUGCUUAGACAUUGGUAGCACUAACUGACCCCGCACAGGGACAGCUCUGACAUUCGCACCCCCCACGAAGUCAGAAAGGGUAAGUCACCUGGGGAGAGAGACGGGACUGGGAACCAUGCCUCACCUCUCCCCAGAAUGCUCCCAGGGGCUUACAUGGCCCUAGCCCCUUGCCAGGGGGUUUCAGACAAAAGCAUGGGGAGCCCCUGGGUUCCUUUAACGGAAAAUCCUUGCAGCAGCAGCAUUUUGGAGGGGCAGGCACAGCCAAAUCCAUACCCCUCCACCAACCAAUUCCCAGACCAAUGCCUAACCGCAACCUUACAAGUUGUGACGAUUUGCUACGCAGUAGGCAAAAACCAAGUGGCACACACUAAUCAGCCAAUAGGACAAAAUUCCUACCAGGCCCCUGCCCCAAAGCAGACGACCCCAUGACAGGCAUAGCAAGGUCAAGCAAACAGCCUAAAAUUAGGGAAAGGAGGGCGGGUGAUCCGAAGUAAGCAGCGAAAAGAGGAAGUUUCUCGCUGCGAGCAUUGUAUUUAACAAAUAGGGCUGUCAAUCAACAAAUGGCAACAUCUAGAUUUCCCCAGUAACAGCGCGCCCCUGCUUAAAGGAUGGCCAAACCAUUUGCCUAGCAACAGUAAGGGGUCUUGUCAGCCCCAACCGCAACUCGUGCUCUCCAUGAGGGAGAACACGCUAUAUCAAACUAGAUUGCGAAUUUCUUCACGAAGGAUGCCAGUGUGGCUUUCCCAUCCAAUAUACCUUUAUUUACUGUACAUUCACUAUGGGCAUUGCAGGCGGGAUUCAACUAAGUUGUUGUGUGUGUGCUAUGAGCUCCAUUCACGCAAUGGGACUUGCCCCUGCAACCCUUCAGUCUGUUCUGACUGCAGCAACCCAGUCAGAUGGACGGGGUACAAAUAAUAAAAUAAUAAUAAUUGAAGGAAACCUCCAAACAGGUUUAGGGGACACACAAAGGGGGGAGUUUUAUUGCACAAGUGGAGCUUGUUCCCCACUUUGUGCUUUGCUGUUGAAAUAUACUCGGAGUCAAGUGUGGAUUUCAUGCUCUUUAUUCAGUUCAUAGUAGUGAGGAGGAAUGGAAGUUCCCCCGAAAUGUCUGCUUUAUAUACAUUCUUUACACAAUGGGCCCCACGUGAUUGGCUAAUUCAGGGAUUCUCCUGUAGGCCAAUCAGGUUGCAGAUUCACUUCCACCUGGAGUUGGAUUGGGUGGCUCCUGCGGACCAAUCAGACUGCUGCAUUCUGGAUCCUAUUGUUCUAGGACCAAUCAGACUGCUGCAAUUUGGAUCCUAUUCAACUCAGUACAUAACAGCUGUAUUCUACUUCUGGUAUGCAACACUGACUGCUGCAGAGAGAAGACGAGAUCCAUAUCUGGGGAGUUUAUCUAAUAUGGCAUCUGUCAAACUUUUCAGUGGCUGUGCAGCUGCCAAGACCGGGUUUUUGUUUUGUUUUGUUUUGUUUUGUUUUUUGUUUUGUUCUAGUCUAUUAAUUAGGAUAAGAGCAUGGGUUACAUACACAUGGCAUUUUCUGUAUCUUGCAGAAUCUUCUUAAGACAAACCUUCCCCACACCACUUCUGUCGCAAUGUGCAAUGCCAGUUUCCAUGUGAUUUUUUCUUUACUCCCAUGUGCCCUGUUCCUGGCUACAGUUAAAUCAUCAUCAUAAUUUUAUUAUUUAUACCCCGCCCAUCUGGCUGGGUUGCCCCAGCCACAAUGGGCCACUUCCAACACAUAUAAAAACAUCAACAAACAUCAAACAUUAAAAAACCUCCCAGUACAGGUGUCUUCUAAAAGUUGUAUAGUUAUUUAACUGUUUAACAUCUGAUGUGAGGGCACCACUGCUGAGAAGGCCCUCUGCCUGGUUCCCUGUAACUUCGCCUCGCAAUGAGGGAACCCCCCAGAAGGUCUUCGGAGCUGGACCUCAGAGUCCGGGCUGAAUGAUGGAGGUGGAGAUGCUCCUUCAGGUAUACUGGGCCGAGGCCAUUUAGGGCUUUGAAGGUCAGCACCAACACUUUGAAUGGUGCUCGGAAAUGUACCGGGAGCCAGUGUAGAUCCUUUAGGACCAGCAUGAACAGUUAUCUGUAUGGAUGAAAUCCAUCUGUUUUUGAAGACAAUGGAGGAGGACACCUUUGGGGGUGAAGUCAAACAUCUGGAAGGUUACAGUGGCUGCUGUAGUUGUAGAAAUACUGGAGAGACAUGUUUUGUUGCAGCUGGAGCAGAUGAAGGCAUCCGGUUGUGCUGUUGCAGAUGCACAACAGGUUUUCUUCUCUCUGAGCUCCUUCCCAGCAUUCAUUUCUCCUCUGGUCACACACAAGAUUCCUGGUGUCUACAAACAGUGUGCCACACAACAACCAAAGAAUUUGUAGGACAUCUUUCCUUUUUUCCCCUGACAGAAGCAUGUCCAUGAAGGAAUCUUAAACACAAAUGGUUUUGAAGAACGCUCAGAUAAUUUACAACAUUUCUUCUUUCAGCUGGUACUUACGCAAUUCCACAGGGAAAUGCCCCAGAAACUCUACUACCUCAAGUGGUCAAACAACUUCAACAGCCGAUGAGGGAGUAGAAACAGGGGGUAAGUUCCAAAAGGCGUGCAUUUAUAUGUUUUUAUUUGGGGGAAAUUGCAUACCAUCAACAUUAAGAAAUAACACCAGAAUGCAGCAUAAAAUCAACAAGAAAAUUGCAUUUCUAAGAUGAAUGUAUAACAUAUCAGUACAGUGGUACCUCAGGUUAAGUACUUAAUUUGUUCUGGAGGUCCGUUUUUAACCUGAAACUGUUCUUAACCUGAAGCAACACUAAUGGGGCCUCCUGCUGCUGCCGCGCCGCCGGAGCCCGAUUUCUGUUCUUAUCCUGAAGCAAAGUUCUUAACUUGAAGCACUAUUUCUGGGUUAGCAGAGUGUGUAACCUGAAGCAUAUGUAAUCUGAAGCGUAUGUAACCCGAGGUACCACUGUAGAUCUUAUUAGUACAUCAGCAUAGUUGGGUCUCCCCUUAGGGAAAGUCUAGGUAAACAGAGGCGUUUUAAGCAAGUACCUAAAUGCCAGUACUGUAGGUGCCUGCCUGAUGUUCGUAGGGAGAACAUCCCAAAGUGCAGGUGCCACCACACUAAAGGCCCUGGCCUUAGUGGACAUAAGACAAACCUCAGGAGUCUACAGCAUGGCUAAGAGUGUCAUUCCUGAGGAUCAAAGUGCACAGGCAGAAGUAUGCAAGAUAAUGUGGUCUUGAAGGUAACCUCGUCUGGUUUUGGGCUUUAUAUAACAGCAGCGUUAUUGCAAUACCUUCAAUGUGGCAUGGUAAUAAUAAUAAUAAUAAUAAUAAUAAUAAUAAUAAUAAUAUAUUAUUAUUAUUAUUUAUACUCCGCCCAUCUGGCUGGGUUUCCCCAGCCACUCUGGGCGGCUUCCAACAAAGAUUCAAAACACAUUAAAAUGUCACACAAUAAAAACUUACCUGAACAGGGCUGCCUUCAGAUGUCUUCUGAAUGUCAGGUAGUUGUUUAUCUCUUUGACAUCUGAUGGGAGGGCAUUCCACAAAGCGGCUGCCACUACCGAGAAGGCCCUCUGCCUGGUUCCCUGUAGCUUUGCUUCUCACAGUGAGGGAACCGCCAGAAGGCCCUCGGCGCUGGACCUCAGCGUCCGGGCAGAACGAUGGGAGUGGAGAUUCUCCUUCAGGUAUACCGGGCCGAGGCCAUUUAGGGUUUUAAAGGUCAACACCAACACUCUGAAUUGUGCUCGGAAACGUACUGGGAGCCAAUGUAGGUCUUUCAAGACCGGUGUUAUGUGGUCUUGGCAUAUGGGCAGCCAGUUAAAGUCUUUAGAGUGUUGUUUAUGCUGUACUUUUGUACUGUUUUAUUGUUGUUAGCCGCCUGAGCCCGGCUUCGGCUGGGGAGGGGGGGAUAUAAAUAAAAAUUUAUUAUUAUUAUUAUUAUUAUUAUUAUUAUUAUUAUUAUUUCAGUACAGUUAAUAUGGGCUUUUGAUAGACCACUCCAUUCAAUAGCCUUGUUGCCACUUCCUGCUCAAGCUGCAGCUUCUGGAACAACUGUCAGGGAAGCUCCACCCAGAGUGCAUUGCAGUAAACCAAUUGGAAGGUCACCAAUCCCUAGACCACCAUAGCUAAGCUAUCUUGAUCCAUUCCGCUUGUCUUCUUCUUCCAUCAUCUUUCAGAGUGAACAAGGCCAUUCAGUCUUGAAACCAGAUCCGAACCCAGACUGGAAUGAGUCUGAAUAAUCAGUAUAUUUCAGGAAUGUCUGCAGUUGCUCCACUGCCACUGUCUCCAUCACUCCCCCCACCCAAAAAAGCCCAGGGUAUUUGCAACUGGUUGAUAGCUAUCACAAAGCAUUGGUUUCGGGUAGAGCUUCUUUAAGAUUGGCAGUACUGUCUUCACUGUAAGGUUAAUCAGUUGUGUUGUGAGCAGUGGCUGGAGAUAAAAUGUUGUCUGAGACCCUCUACACAACUUGAUUAAAUCUACUCUUCAAAGAUUUAUGGGACACGUUGAGCUGAGCUUGCGCGUUGAACCGUUCUCAAGUCUAGCUCAACAUGUGCAAAUCUCCGGAAAGACUUAACUUUGGUUAAUUUCAGUACACACUCAGUCAGUUAGACACUGAGUUAUAUUGCCUACCCAACAACAAUUGUUUGAAGCAAUCACAAAAAGAGCACAAUCAAACAGCAAGAUUCUAGGCUGCAUCAAUAGAAGUCUAGUGUCCAGAUCAACACCUUGGUCAGACCACACCUGGAAUACUGUGUCCAGUUAUGGGCACUGCAAUUUAAGAAGGUUGUUGACAAGCUGGAAGGUGUGCAGAGGAGGGCAACCAAGAUGAUCAAGGGUCUAGAAACCAAGCGCUAUGAUGAACAGUUGAAGGAGCUGGGUAUGUUUAGUCUGGAAAAGAGGAGAGUGAGAGGAGAUAUGACAGCCAUCUUCAAAUAUCUCAAGGGCUGUCACAUGGAAGAGGGGGAAAGGCUUGUUUUCUCCUGCUUUGGAGGGUAGGACAAGAAACAAAAACUUCAAGUUACCAGAAAGGAGAUUCUCACUAAACAUCAGGAAGAACUAUCUGACAGUAAGAGCUGUUUGACAGUGGAACAGAUUCCCUUGGGAGGUCCUUGGAGGUCCUUUUUAAGCAGAGGUUGGAUGGUCAUCUGUCAUGGAUGCUUUAGCUGAGAUUCCUACACCCUUGAGGUCCCUUCCAACUCUACAAUUCUAUGAUUCAAAGCUUCCAAGAAACCAAUGGGAGCAGAAGAAACAACUGGUCCAUUUUCCAGAUGAUGCACGUUUCAAUUUUAGAUGGAAACACUGAAUCCUAGGUGUCACUGAUGUCUAGCUAAUGAGAGGAUGUUCUUUUGGCAGGAGAGUCAUCCAACAGAGGACAGAUGAGGUUCACCAGAGAAGUUAUUGGGAGGGAAAAUAGCUGUGGCACCUUAUCAUCUGACUCGUCUUGCGUAUCUCAGAAGAGUCUGCUAAGUAUGUAUCCAGUUGCAUUUGCUUGACACUAAAUGUGGGACUUCCCAUACUUGCGUAACAAAUCUCUUCCAGACUUUUGCUUCUGUGCUGUCAAGAGAGAUGUUUUAGUUGUAUGCUAUUUGUUACUUGUGUCGAAAAUGGCAAUGAAAUAUUCGGAAAUAAUGUUAACUUCCUUUACAGGUUUUUGUAAGACUUACAGCUGGGAUGAAUGCAUGUGUAAGGGUAUCAGGGGGUUGCUCGAGAGCAAUCAGGCAAAUGCCUCCCUGGUCGGCUGUAAAGCCUUGUUAUUGGUGCCAAAAAAACCUUCACCAUGCAGACCACCACUAUUCUGUGGCUGACUCAUUCACUGGCAGAAUCUGAGAGUGGGCGGUCCUUAAACCUUCCCCAGCAGAGUAGUUUCUUGAUGCCCAGCCUGCGCCUCCCCUCUCGGCGUGGAAGCCUACUGCGCAAGGAGGGCAUGGGUAACGGGGGACCUCCCUCCUCCCCGCUUUGCUCAGGCAAGGUGUCCUGGCACCGCCACGCAGGCCCCCCCCCCAGCCCUGCAGCUCCUCUCCACUGGAGGCGUGGUUACUCACCUCCGCUGAGGAGGUGCUGCUUCCCACGAUCUUUGAGGGCUCUCUGUAAUCCAUCCGGCUUUUCCCCUCUCGCCCCUGAGCCGAUGACAGUUCCCUGACAGCAUGUGAAGAGCUUUGCAUACUAGAAAGUACUAUACCAAUGUUUAAUACUCUCUGCAUUACAGUGGUACCUCAGGUUAAGUACCUAAUUCAUUCCGGAGGUCCGUACUUAACCUGAAACUGUUCUUAACCUAAAGCACCACUUUAGCUAAUGGGGCCUCCUGCUGCUGCUGCUGCGCCGCUGGAGCAUGAUUUCUGUUCUCAUCCUGAAGCAAAGUUCUUAACCCGAGGUAAUAUUUCUGGGUUACUGGAGUCUGUAACCUGAAGCGUACAUAACCUGAGGUACCACUGUAUUAUGGUUACUGCAAACUGGCCAAAAGUUGCAUUUUCAAAUGAGAGAAUGAGCCCAGAUUCUGCCCACUCUUCAUAGGUAAUCAGACAACCAAAGAAAAAGCAAUUCCUUAAAUGCUUUGUGAUUUUCCCCUCUACCCUGCAGGAGCGAUAUGUACCAUUCCCAGCAGCAUAAUAGUUACUGUUAUCUGCCUCCCAGAAUUCCUCUGUAAAGCCUGUAUCUGUUUAAGGUAAGCAUCAGUGCUCCGCUUUUCUUUCCCCCCUUUUAAAAUAAGAUUUUAUUAAAAACCUUUUCAUAAUACAGUAAGUUAUUCAUGCUUAAGAGCAUUUUGGAAGCCUGGUCUGGAACAAGAAAUGGUUCUGGCAUAAAUCGUACAAACUUCACUCAGUCAAUGUUGUUGUUGUUGUUUCAUUAUCUUCCGCAAGUCUCAAGGUUGUGGACAAGAUAAAAUCAGCUUAGAAGCAAUCAAAAAGACAGAAAGGAACAGCAACCAAAUAUUAAAAUAUUAUAAAGUAAACACCCAUGGCAGAGACAGCAGGUAAAGCUGGUCAGAACAAAAACAAAUGGAUUCCUUUUCCCCAAGGAGAGUGCAGAGAAUGGCUGCCUGUUGCUAAUACUGAGUGAGAAUCUUCAUUGUUGUAGCUCUAAAGCAGGGGUCAGCAAACCUUUUCAGCAGGGGGCCAGUCCACUGUCCCUCAGACCUUGUGGGGGGCCGAAAAUUAUAAUGAAUUAAUUCCUAUGCCCCACAAAUAACCCAGAGAUGCAUUUUAAAUAAAAGCACACAUUCUACUCAUGUAAAAACACGCUGAUUCCCAGACCGUCCAUGGGCCAGAUUGAGAAGGCGAUUGGGCUAGAUCCGGCCCCCUGGCCUUAGUUUGCCUACCCAUGCUCUAAAGAAAGGUUGCCAUAAAUCUGGAAUUUCCUGGAGGACCUGUCCAGGAUUUAACUGUUGAAAAUAAGAGUCCAGGGGGAGUUUUGGGAAAUUGGCAAAUGUCCAGGAUUUUGAGGUUGAUUGCCUAAAGAAAGUUCAUCAACUUUUGUCUCCCAAAUUUUACUUCUGGCAAUCCUAUCUAAAGGUUGUAUCCAAUGCUAGCCCUGCUCAGAGGAGACUCGUUGAAAUGCAUGGUCAUAACUAACUAAGGUCCAUUCUUUCAAUAAAGGCAAAGGUAAAGGGACUCCUGACCAUUAGGUCCAGCCAUGGCCGACUGGGGUUGCGGCGCUCAUCUCGCUUUAUUGGCCGAGGGAGCCGGCGUACAGCUUCCGGGUCAUGUGGCCAGCAUGACUAAGCCGCUUCUGGCGAACCAGAGCAGUGCACGGAAACGCCGUUUACCUUCCCGCCGGAGCGGUACCUAUUUAUCUACUUGCACUUUCAUGUGCUUUCGAACUGCUAGGUUGGCAGGAGCAGGGACCGAGCAACGGGAGCUCACCCUGUCGUAGGGGUUCGAACUGCCGACCUUCUGAUUGGCAAGUCCUAGGCUCUGUGGUUUAACCCACAGCACCACCCAUGUCCCAUUCUUUCAAUAGGUCUCAUCUAAAAACUAAGUUGGAUACAAGCCAGAGUCUCUUCGUUCCUCCUUCUGUGGAAGAUCUUGUUGUACAUAACACAACAGGAUGUGACAUCAUUGCACUGUGCACUUUCUUCAUCUUACCUACCUGGCAGUGGGGGGGGGGACACAAGGUGUGAUGAUGUCACAUCAAGCAUUGUCUUAUACUAGACAGUAUUAGGAAGAGAAACAUGAAGUAGCAGCAACUCCUGCAAUGCCUAUCAAAUGAUCAGAGGUGAAUUCUUCCUGGUGAGUCCAGCAGCCAUUCCUUUAAGCAGGGGAGCCAGCAGUGUCACAGGAUCCCCAUUCCAUUUCUGUAGACUUUGCUGGAUCUCAAGAGUUGUGUCAUCAUGACUAUCAGCCUUUUGACAACACAGCCUUAUUUCCUCUCCAGAGACCAAUGCACUAUGGCGAACUUCACGAAGUCUCUGAAGUUCUUGUCUAUAACAGUCCCAACCAUUUGUGGUGAGUAUUCGUAGGGUUCCGUUCUUAAUUUUAGGCAAGACAAACCAAGUUUCACUCACCUGCUAUUAGGGCUGGGCAAUAUAUCAAAUCUAUCUCAUCCAAAACUGGUUGGAAGUCCAUAUCGUGAUAUCGGUUUCAAAGUUUUUGACCUAGCGAUAUAUCACGAAUCGUGGUGUGUGUUUUAUGCAAAAAUCACAACAUGUGGAAAACCGUGAAACCAGCUAAUGCUUCCAUCCUUAUUUCAGACAUUGUGAUAUAUCAGUACAGUGCUUAUUUUCUUUUAAAAAAUGUUUAUUUUUUUAAAAUAAUAUUUAUUAAAGUUUCACAGAAAGAAAACCACAUUAGUAAAGAAAAAAUUAACAAUGAAAAGAAGAAAUACAAAGAAAAAAAAGAAAAAAAAGAAAAAAACAAUUAAAAACAAUUUCAUCUUUCCCUCACUUCUUUUACAUUUACUUGUUUCCCGGACCUCCUCUUACCUCCCUCUUUUGUAUUCUAAUUAAAUAUGUUAAUCCAACAAUUCCUUUCCCUCCUUUUUAAUCCUAAUCUUUAAUCUUGAUAUAAUAUAACUUUAAAUUUUACAUUUUACAUAUUAAAAACCAAUUUUUCCAUAUUCUUUUGGCCUGUACAGCUAGAAACCCCUUAACUUCAAUCCAACAUCAUUCUAACAUUAAUUAAUUUUGCAACAUUUCUGUAAAUAGUCUUUGAAUUUCUUCCAAUCUUCUUCCACCAACUCUUCUCCCUGGUCACGGAUUCUGCUAGUCAUUUCCGCCAAUUCCAUGUAGUCCAUUCUUUAAAAAAAUGUUUAGGGGUACUCUCAUUUUGACUGAAGAAAACCAACAUUUUAUAGUUCAAAUCGGGAAAAAUAAAUACAGUGGUACCUCAUGUUAAGUACUUAAUUCGUUCUGGAGGUCCGUACUUAACCUGAAACUGUUCUUAACCUGAAGCACCACUUUAGCUAAUGGGGCCUCCUGCUGCUGCCGCGCUGCUGCAGCAUGAUUUCUGUUCUCAUCCUGAAGCAAAGUUCUUAACCUGAAUCACUAUAUCUUUGUUAGCGGAGUCUGUAACCUGAGGCGUGUGUAACCUGAAGCAUAUGUAACCCGAGGUACAAAAGUACUUUGUACUCUUUGGACAAAAGUACAAAGAUUCACAAAAUGUUUAGGGGUAUGCGUUCCCCUGCGUUCCCCCCAGGAAAAAAGCACUGUAUCAGUAUACCGCAAAGUUUUGCUGAUGAUAUAUAAGGAAGUUGAAAAUCAGAUAUCAUCCAUUUCGAUAAUUUCGAAAUUUUGAUAAUUCCAAUGCAGAUUGGUUUCCCUUUUGUGAAUAUAUCCAAUGUGAAUAUAACCAACCCCUCCUGCCUCUCGUUCUUUGUUAUGGCAGGAACAUUUAAAUACUGGUUUGCUAUUAUUCUAUUCCGCAACUCUGCGCUACUUUUUUGGUUGCUGUGUGCUUGUAUAUAUUUAAAAAUUCAUAAAUAAUAAUAAAAAAUAAUAAAAAAUUGAAACCCAGCCAGAUGGGCCGGGUAUAACUAAUAUAUUAUUAUUAUUAUUAUUAUUAUUAUUAUUAUUAUUACUAUCAAUAAGUGUUUCUUGUUUAUUUCUCUAGCCGCCAUUUACUGCUCGUGUCUCUGCAUGAGGCUUUCCGACGGCCUGUCAUCAAAGGUGAGCACCUUUCUGGACGGGAACGUAAACUGAAGUUGGUCAAAGCGAGAAGCAGCUAGGGCAAAGGUAUAAAGCUGGCAGGUUAUGCAUAGGAUUGAGACAGGCAACUUCUAGAGUAUCUAGCAAUUGGCACAAGGAAAAGCAUGUUGAGUGGGUAGGAGGCCUAAACAAGAUUUUGUUUAAACUAUCGGCAUGCCUUAAGAUGAAAUGUUAUGACUCCGGGUUCAUAACAUUUUUGACAUCUAGGAUGGAACACCUCUGAGAAUGUGCAGAGUUUCUUCUGCCCACCCCCCAGAAAGGGGAGGAUUUAGGUAGGUGGCACUCAUCCCAUGAAAUAAUAAGAAGAGUUUGCCCUGAAAGUAGAGUUGCCAUAUUUUGAACAGCAAAAAAGAGAACGCUAUGACAACUCUCAUUUUAAAUACUCCUACUGUAUGUAGCCUGUAGAAGCUCUGCUAUAUUUCUGAGGUGGGCAGGAGAAGAGGAAAGCAAUUCUUCAACCACCAGUUAUGUCUAUGCCUCAUCCAGAAAGUACAGCCAGGGACAUUGUGGCAAAUUUUAAAAAAAAAAACCACCCGGACAGAAGUUUUAACUCUGAAAAAGAGGACAUGUCCUGGGAAAAGAGGACACAUGGCAACCCCACAAAGGCCCAAAGAUAUUAUUAACGUUGAGGUGUGUCUGUUUGUUUUUUCCCCUUCUUUUUAUAGGAGCUUACGCAACUGUAUGAAACUGAGCUGAAAUCGUUGUGGUAAGAGGGCUUUUCAGAUAAGAAUCCUGCUUAAAUGCACAUGUCGCUAGGUUGGUCAUUACUCCUUGUGGGAGCCUUGUGGGUGAAUCUCUAGGCUGCUCAGAGGGAACACAGGAUAAAAUUCUCUCCGUAGGUAUUUCUGAUUAAAAGCAAAAAUGGUUGAAAUUCUAUACCCAGGUGCACCUUGGUGGGCUUAACUUCAGAGCAGCCAUAAAAAGGAUUGCUUACCCUCCAAGCGUCCUGAUUUUCCAGGGUCCAGAAUUACGAAUCCUGUUUCCAUGGAAAAUAAACGCCCUGCACCCAGUGAAGGAAACAGUCAAUCCGUUUCGAAUUCUUUCACUGCAGUGCUUCAGCACCCAGCCACUUCUUAGGACAGGCAUAGGCAAACUCGGCCCUCCAGAUGUUUUUGGGACAAUUCCCAUCAUCCCUGACCACUGGUUAGCUAGGGGUGAUGGGAGUUGUAGUCCCAAAACAUCUGGAGGGCUGAGUUUGCGUAUGCCUGUCUUAGGAAAUGUGGGGAGUGUUGACUCCUUUAAAUGGAGCCUCACACUUGUCUACUCAGAAGAAAGUCCCACUGUAUUCCCUGGAGCUUACUCUCAGGUACCUGGGUCAAGACUGGGCAGCCUUACACUGAAAUCCGAAGCGUUUUUACUCAGAACUAAUUCCUACUGAGUUCAAUAGGAUUUACUCUCUGGCAAGUUCCUGAUCAUGUUCACAGUUUCUUCUUCUUCUAUUAUUAUUAUUAUUAUUAUUAUUAUUAUUAUUAUUAUUAUUCCCCACCUUUUUCACUGACGGGGACUCAAGGCAGCUUACCACUAAAAUUUUAUUUCAUUCCCUUUAUCUGUUGAAGGUGUUGCUCACAAUCCCUCCCCUCACACUUUUUUUUUCCUUUACGACAACCCUGCGAGGUAAGUGAGGGGGAGAGGUUGCAUUGGCUCAAGGUGACCAAUAUCAAUGUGUAUAUGGCGUAUAUCUGUGCAGGAGAUCAAACACAAGAGAAGAUUCCUGGUGUCCUAUUUUCAUCUGAGAAAGUUGGAAGGGUUGGAAUAGGAUGUCCCAAUCUGAACCUGAGAAAUGCUGGAGGGGAGGGAAUUGCAUUGCAAGACACACUUAGCAGGAAACUUGGCACCACAUGACUUACCCGUUAUUUGAAAUUAGCCUUUGACUGAUCAUCCAGAAAAAGCCCUAAACUGCAGGUACCUGUUGAUGGUUUCAAUUACUACUGCAUCGCAGCCGGUUGGAGAACCGGGUUCCUCCUGCUGGACAAGCAAAUGAUUCCUGAUGUUUACAUUGCUCCCAUUUUUCCAUCUCAAGGAAGUCCCAGAAUUUGCUCGAAGAACAAAUCCAUGAAAUCCAGGGCCUUAAAAAGGAGACAGAUCGCCUGCGUGCCGAAAUCAACAGCAUCAAUGAAGGCAUCCUGAAAUCUGUGAAGGAAAUCCUGGAGGAGAGCGAUAUCCCAGGAGAGAACAAAGAUGUAGGAUGCUGGAAAAGGCACCUCUCUGCUUUGCACUUCAUCCUCUCAUUACAGGCUUGUCUUGCUGUUGUCAUAACCUGGCAGCUUUAAAAAAAGGGGGGGGAGAGUUAGCCUUGUUCCCUAUCAGAAGUAUAUACUGUAUUUUUUGCUCUAUAAGACUCACUUUUUCCCUCCUAAAAAGUAAGGGGAAAUGUGUGUGCGUCUUAUGGAGCGAAUGCAGGCUGCGCAGCUAUCCCAGAAGCCAGAACAGCAAGAGGGAUUGCUGCUUUCACUGCUCAGCGAUCCCUCUUGCUGUUCUGGCUUCUGAGAUUCAGAAUAUUUUUUUUCUUGUUUUCCUCCUCCGAAAACUAGGUGCGUCUUGUGGUCUGGUGUGUCUUAUACGGUAUAUAAAAAAGCAAGCCCACUUAUAAACACAGCCUCCUUUGAGGGCAAUGGUUUCCAUACCUGAUAAGUUCAGAGGAAUCCCUGUCUGCUGCAGAGGAUUCUGGGACAUGUUCAAGGGUUGACUCUAAUUUCACACAGGUCAGCCUGUUGGGCAUCGCUGUCAUUCCAUGCAAACAGAGUGUGCCCCAGAACAGUGGGAGGGUUGCAUACUCUUUUAAUGCUUUUAAAAGAAAGCGCAACACUGGAAAUAUAACUUUCACACACAUACUGCGGUGCUUGGCUAUGUAUACAUUGUCGCUGUUUGUAUGAAAGUUAAUUUGUUAAUGGAUUAAGAAAUACCGGAAGAUGUCUGGAUUUUGCCUUCAAGGUCUUAAGGUAUGGAAGAUACUUAACCACCCCUGCCCACCCCAGCCAGUUAAAAUGCACGCCCCCUCCUGCCAGUUCUCACCUGCCAGCGUCAUCCCUAUGUUCACAUUCCCUGCCAUUCCAGCAAAUCUUAACUUUGGAGUUAGGGCCAUGUGUUUGCCAAGAUAAUAUUUUAGGAUUGCCAUCCAUCUGGACAUAGCCGGAAUGCUGCAGUCGGAAGCAAUGUCUGGGCGAAAAUUGCUUAAAUGUCCGGGAGAAUCCAGGCAAGCUUGCCCAAAACAAAGCUAAAGAACUUUUGUGUCUGGAUUUUUCACUUUUUGAAAUAUGGUAACCCUAUCAUAUCUUGCUUUGCCAUAUGAGCGCAUGAUGCGCAUUUGUCCAUAUUCAUGCAACUGCUGCACGUAGAGCCUUAAGCUGCAUUGUUCAAACUCCUUGGAUAAUUCAUGUGUUGCAAUGCAUGCCUUUGAUAUCUGCAGUGACUCUGCCCUGAGGUCUCCCUGAUCGGUCUUUCCCUCUUUCACAGCAAGUGCUCACAACGAUCAACUUGGCUUUUAAGAAGAUUUAUGAAGAUCAUGUGCAAAUGGCUGAUUGGGCUCAGAAAACAAUAGGUAACAAUAGACUAUGCUCUUUUCUUAUUACCUGAAUAAACAAAGCUACUUCCUGCUGCCUUUUAGGGUUGAGCAAUUGAAACCCAUUAAGACUGUUGCCCAAAGUACUUAGGUAAAGGUAAAGGGACCCCUGACCGUUAGGUCCAGUCGUGGACAACUCUGGGGUGCGGGGCUCAUCUCACUUUAUUGGCCAAGGGAGCCGGCGUACAGCUUCCGGGUCAUGUGGCCAACAUGACCAAGCCGCUUCUGACAAACCAGAGCAGCGCACAGAAACGCCCUUUAUCUUCCCGCCACAGCGGUACCUAUUUAUCUACUUGCACUUUGACGUGCUUUCAAACUGCUAGGUUGGCAGGAGCAGGGACUGAGCAAUGGGAGCUCACCCCGUCGCAGGGAUUUGAACCGCCGACUUUCCGAUCGGCAAGCCCUAGGCUUUGUGGUUUAGACCACAGUGCCAUCCGCAUUGUGAUAUACCGAUAUAUCACAUCUUGAGAGUUAGUUUUAUUGUGUAUUAUAUUCUAUAAUUUUGGAGUCUUGAGAGUUAGUUUUAUUGUGUAUUAUAUUCUAAUAGAUCAUUGAAUAUUACUUUAUUUGAUAUAAGUCACUCCAUUUAGAAGCUCUGUUUUAUUUUGACUUUCUAUAUUGGAUCAGAUUGUUAUAAGGUGCUUGUGCUUUGUUACGCAUUUGCUGCUGUAAGCCGCCUUGUGUAUAGCAAUAUAGAAAAGUGGUAUACAAAUUGAAAGUGAAAUGAAAUGAAAAAUUCCAUAUAAAUGCCCCUGUCGCCCCUACAUUUGGGUAAUCUCUAUGAACACAAAAUUGGGAACAUGCAUUCUGAGGUAAUUUUGUAGAGGUCUAGUUGCCUCACCUCAGGAGGGAUACUGUUGAGCUGGGACAGUUUCUCCAAAAUGAUCAAGCGCUUGCAGAAACUCCCGCUCUGAGGAAAAGUUUGGGUUUUUUUGUAAAAAAAAAAAAAAUUAAAUUUUCCAUUAAAAACAUUCCAAUUAAUCACAAAUCAAAUCAUCAAACAGGAAGAAAGAAGGCCAAAUUACAUUCCAAAUUAUUAAAUUCCAAACGCUCUGAGGAAAAGUUUAGAACAUUUCAGGCUUUCAAGUUUAUAUAUAAAAGUACACAUGGUUUGUGGAGGAGGUGGACAGACACAUUUUUCUUCCUCUCUCAUAAUACCAGAGAACUCGGGCUCACCCACCCAACGAAGCUGAAUGUCGGAAGAUUCAGAAAGAAAAUACUUUUUUCACAUAGCCCAUGUUUAACUAUGGAACUCACUCCCACAAGAUAAUGAUGGUCUCCAACUUGGGCAGCUUCAAAAGAGAUUUAGGCAAAUUUAUGGGGGAUAAGAUUAUCCAUGGCUACAGGCACUAUGGGCAUGUUCUGCCUCCACGCUUGUGAGGUGGUAUUCCUCUCAGUAGGAGUUGGUGGGAAUGACAAGUGGGGAGUGUUGGGUUGAAAUCACGACAGACGAGUGGUGGGUGUCAAAGGAGAGGCGUCUGCCGGGGCAAGCCCCGGGAACUCUCUUUUAUUGAAUAUUACAAACAUUGCCACAGGUGUGCUUGUGGCUGAUUGGUUGAUACAAACACAAAGCAUCUUGUUGCUGAUUGGUUAACAUAGGUACAAGGCGGGAAUAACAUAUGUCCAUUUAUCAUUGAUAGGUCAAAGGAUGAGGAAUGGGGCUAGAACUAGACAGGCAUGAAUCCUCCUAAUUAAAUUAUAACUAAAGAUUAAUAUAACAUGACUAAAACAAUUACUAAUGAUUGAUCAUAACAUGAAAGAAUAUAAUAAUGAAGUUCCGUAGAUGUGGUCAGCUAUGCAUUAAGAACAGACCAUAUUGUUUUGUACAUGAACUUGAAAUGAACUGAAGCAUGAGAGAAUGUCUAGGUGUGCUGGGCUUGGUGUGUUUGGAACAGUAUGUGCAGAAGCAGAAGCGAGACUUCCCAGAAUGCAAGAGGAAAGAAGCAAGAGUUCUCAUAGUAAGCAUAGCAAGAUUUCAUAGCAAGACUUCCCACAAUGCCACAGUUAUGUGCAGUAAGAGAACUGCAGAAAGAAAACUUCCCUUCAGGGAGAGUUGUCCUUGCACUCUGGUCCUGCUUGGGAUCUUCCUAGGGCCCCUGGCUGGCCACUGUGAGAAUUGACUAGAGAAUAGGCUUGCCAUACGUAAGGAGAACUCUGACAUGUCCUGCUUUUCAGGUGCAAAAAUGGCAUCAGGAUGGAAUUUUGACAAAUUGGCAAAACGUCAUGGAAAAUCCAGGUGUAUGGCAACACAAUGGAAAAAGCAGUGGAAACAUCUCCAAAAGCUUAAAUUUACAGUCAUACCUCGGGUUAAAUAUGAAUAUUUUCGGGUUGCGCUCCACGGCGACCCGGAAGUAACCAGGUUUCGCCACUCGCACAUGUGCAGACGCUCAAAAUGACGUCACGCGCAUGCGCAGAAAUGGCGAAUCGCGACCUGCGCGCCCACAGAAGCAUUGACACGGGUUGCGUUCACUUCAGGAUGCGAACGGGGCUCUGGAACGGAUCCCAUUCGCCUCCAGAGGUACCACUGUACUAUUCUGGGGGGAGGUUUCCCCCGAAAAGCUCAACAAAUUGGGUUUGCAGGUGUCAGGAAUUUUUCUUUUUGAUCCACCCAGACUCUCCUUAUGUGGCAAUGAGAAACUGUGCUAUGGUCAGUGAAACACAGAUCGGAUGGAAAUUUAGGUCUUGUUGGUCAGUAGAGCUUGCUCUCCCUCUGUUAAUUCUAAUCUUCUUUUUUUAUCUCUAUAGGAGCCACAAUUGAUAAAGACAGGACAUCUAAGAGUUAUGUACCUGAGAGUAUGCAGAACUGCUGGUUUCAAUGGCUUUUUGUGUCUUCAACAAAUCCUCCUGAUACUGUUCUGCAGGUACAGUAGACUGCCUGUGUUAUAUCACUGGUAGUACAGGUUUGGCGCAGUAUUAGGAUUCUUCAGUCAUCCAUUCUCCAAACUCUCGUCUUCCUGCCUAUCCUCCAGGUGUCCGUUUUCCAGGGACAGCCCUGGAAUUACAGAAGCUGUCCUGGUUUCUGAUUUGAUCCCGGCAUGUCCCGUUUUUCCUUUUUCCUCCACUCCAAGUCUCGGAGACUUAUUUGAAACUAAUCCCAGAUAAAUACAGACAACUGUUUUUUGUUUUUGUUUUUUGUUUUUUAUUAACAGUUUCAACAUAACAAAAUAUCAGAACAUAUCUUCAUUAUUUCCCCCCUUCCCCCCACCUCCCCAACAAACCCUCCCCCCCAAGACUUCCUUCAGCUCCUCUCUCUGAUUUCUCAACACAUAUUGUUCUCUGCAUACUGUAAAAUUGUAUAAAUCCUUAUAUUAUCUAUCUACUAUAUUAACCUUCAAUAGAUUUGUGUAUGUUUAUGCAAAACUUGCCAAGAAGUCCAGUUCAUUUUGUUGUCUUUUUGUAAAAAGUUCCCAUUCUUCUUUGAAGUCACAGUUGUCCUUAUCUUGCAGUUUGUAUGUCAGUUUAGCCAGUUCUGCAUAGUCCAUCAAUUUUCUUGCCACUGUUCUUUUGUCGGGGUUUCCUCAUUCUUCCAUCCUUGUGCUAUCUAGACUCUAACACAGACAACUGUUUAUCAAGUCGUCAUCGUUACUGUGUAGCUGCCCCGUUCUUAAACCAGCCAUUCAUCUCCGUGCCAAAAAUUCCCUGUAUGAGGAAGUUUUUAAUAUUUGACAUUAUGUUUUUAUAGGUGUUGAUAACCACACAGAGUGGCCUGGGGUAUAAAUAAUAAAAUUGUUGUCGUUGUUGUUAUAAUAUCUGCCUCACUUGCAUAGCAGGCCCGAACAGAAAUUGUGGGAGGUCGGUAACCAAUGAUCAUCUGUACUCGGCCACAGAAGUCAGUUUAUAUCUAUUGGACCCAAACUGCAACUAUGCCUGGGAUGGUGGGAGUAUCAUGUUUUAGUCAUUUGAGUUGCUUCCUGUCUCUAGCCAGAUGUUUAUCCUGGAAACUGCUGGGCGUUCCGGGGUUCUGAGGGCCAAGUAGUAAUUAAACUGCCGGAGAAAAUCCAACCAACAGCUGUUACAGUUCAGCACAUCUCUAAAGCCAUUUCUCCCUCAGGAGGAGUCAACAGUGCCUUGAAGGACUUCUGGGUUUUUGUGAGUAUUAAUGUUCAACUCGGCAUUGCGCUCCUCUCAGAUAAAGCUGUAAUUUCAGGCACUGGGAGGGCUACUCAGGAAGCCCUGGUGCAUGGGCUGCUUCUCACGGACAGGGCAUGGGUUAAAGAAAACUAACACACAUCACCGCGUCAAGCUCAACCAGAACUGAGGAGCACUCUAGGAGGCUGCCUCAUGUUGAGUGAGAUCACCAGUCCACGUAGCUCAGUAAUGUCUACACACUCCAGUAAUGUCUACACACCACUGGUGGCAGCUCUCCUGCGUUUGAAGGCCAGUUGGUGUAGAGUGAGGAGGCCAGGGGGCCAUGGUCCUGGGUGCAAAUUUCUGACCAGGCACAACCAGGCACCCCCACAACAGGUUCCCUCAUUGAGGCCUGAGCCACAGGGAGGCAAGCUGCACCCAGGCAAGGCUUGCUGCGAGGACAGGAGGGCGAGGUGACACAGCAGCACUCCUGGCUUUGCGUUUCUCUGCCUUAUCUCUGCUCCCAGGUUGGGGCUAGUUGGCAAGGAGAAACUCCCUUGAUUAGAUGCUGGCCGGAGAAGGGGCUGACUACUGUCCAGUCCACCAUAGGGUAUAACAGUUGCCCUGCCCCGGGCAGCAGCAACCCACGCUACGCACACUUGAGGCAAGAGCCAGACUCUGGUCUUGUCUGUAUGGUUGCCUACGUUCUGUCCAUGUGUUUUUGCAUGUCUGUCCUCUUAGCCUGCCAGGUCACUGGCCUCUUUAUCUUCUUGCCCUCCAGUUUGCCUGAAUCCUUCCUCCAGCUCCUUUUUGAUAGGGCGCCUUCAGCUAGAUCAGGUGUGGCGAUUUUUGUAGAGCAAGCGCCACAUUCUGUCACAGGCCACCCGAGGGCCACAUGCCAGAGCAAAAAUAGGCAGAGCAGCAGGUGUGACUCUUAAGCUUUGUCCAGUAAAAGGUGGACGUUUCUACAUAUUCAUAUUCUUCCUUGAUAUACCACUUCAUAUUUCAACAGACAUCUCUAAGCGGUUUAUGUGCCACGCGUUCCAUCCUCCCAUCCAGACAUGGGAAAGGCACUGUCACAGUUCAAUGAUACAAGUCAUCCAGGCAAAAGCACCCGAGGAGGCUGCAGUAUGGGGACAUUGAGGGGUGGGGCCUGGGAUAGGGGGUGGGACCUGGGAAGAAUCCCGGGGACCAGACAAAGAAGGCUAGAGAGACACAUGUAGCCAUCAUCCCUGGGCUUGACCCAUGGACGUAAUUAACUCUGCUUCUGCAGCAGCCUCCUAGGGUGCCACCUUAAAAAAGAAUUGUUUCCCAGACCCUCCUUUAGGCAGUGUUCCAUCUUUGGUUUAAACUUUCUGUCACUAAUUUCAGCUCCCCGCUACUUCUGGCUUUCCAUUUUAGGGGCUAGAGGAUGAAACACGAGAAGAAACUCUUCUGGGGAAAUUCAUGUAUGAUAUUGAGAAAGCAGCCAUUCAGACAUUCCAACUGAAGGUACCCUAACUAAUAAUAAUAAUAAUAAUAAUAAUAAUAAUAAUAAUAAUAUAUUUGUACCCUGCCCAUCUGACUGGGCUGCCCCAGCCACUCUAGGUGGCUUCCAGCAUAUAUAAAAACAUAGCAAAACAUUAAACCUUAAAAAGCUUCCCGAUACAGUCAUACCUUGGAAGUUGAAUGGAAUCCAUUCCAGAAGUCCGUGCGACUUCCAAAACAUUCGGAAACGAAAGCACGGCUUCUGACUGGCUGUAGGAGCAAUCGGAAGCCGCGGAAGCCCCAUCGGAUGUUCGGCUUCCAAAAAUAGCUCGCAAACUGGAACAGUCACUUCUGGGUUUGUGGUGUUCGAGAGCCGAAAUGUUCGAGAACUAAGCUGUUCGAAAACCAAGGUACGACUGUACAGGGCUGCCUUCAGAUGUUUCCUAAAAGUUAUAUAAGUACUCAUCUCCUUAACAUCUGAAGGGAGGGUGUUCCACAGGGCGGUCGCCACUACCGAGAAGGCCCUCUGCCUGGUUCCCUAUAGCUCCCUGUAGAAGACCCUUGGAGCUGGACCUCAGUGUCCGGGCUGAGCGAUGGGGGUGGAGAUGCUCCUUCAGGUAUACUGGACCGAGGCCGUUUAGGGCUUUAAAGGUGAGCACCAACACUUUGAAUUAUACUUGGAAACAUACAGGGAGCCAAUGUAGAUCUUUCAGGACUAAGCAUGAGAGCAAUGGGGUAUCAAAAUGGAAGAAGCCCACUUGCAAUGGGCUGCCCCAAAAGCAGUGUUUGGGAGACAGCUCCUUGCAUACAGGACAGUUGCUCCACUGCUGUAAUGUACUGAGUUGAAUAGGAUCCAAAAUGCAGCAGUCUGAUUGGUCCUAGAACAAUAGGAUCCAGAAUGCAGCAGUCUGAUUGGUCCACAGGAGCAGGGACCAAAACAAAAGGCAACUCCUGUUAGCAUCAAUGGGAAGACCAGGGUUGCUUCUCAUAUACAGAUUAUAAUAUGUGUGGGUACAUUACUCCAGUCUAAUUUGAAUGGAGGAGGAAGUGGAUUAGUAGCUAAAUAAUGCUCAGAUGUGGACAAGCCUUUGCCUCCCAGUCAUCUUACAUAAAUGGGAUAUGUGGAUGGUCGGUACGGCAAAGUACAGUAGAAGGAGACUUGGUCUGUGUGGGCAACCUUGCGUAGAGGACCUGUACCACUAUUUAUUGCAAUGCCCGCUAUAUAUAGAACCAAGAGACCAAUUUAUAAAACCCCUGCUUAUGAAUGGAACACACUCGAAUAGGGCGGAAAGAGUGAAAUGGCUGCUGAGUGAUACUGAUGACUUCGUAACUUAUAAAGUAGCACUAUAUGCGUUGGCAGCUAAGAAGAUCAGGAGAAAAGAACUAGAUAAAAUAGUGGUCAAUUGCAAAGGUGAUUCAGACAUUUAUUUAUUUUUUGUCCUGCUGCUCAUUGUGUGCAUAAGGGAUCUGCAAAUCUCAACUUUUUUCCAAUUUUUUUUAUUGAUUUUCCAAAAAAUUUUAGACAAACAAGCAAACAUAUAUCUUAACUAUACUUAAUCCAAUCUCAGUAACAUUGUUAAGUGACUUCCUCAAAUCCCCCUGGCUGAGUUUCAGUGUAUAUCAUUGUAACAGUUUUCCAAAACCUAUUUUCUCAUAAAAUUAACUAAUUCACUUAUCAUCUUUCUUUCUUUCCAUUUUAACUUUAAACAUAUUAUUCUCUAACAUUACAUAUUUAAAUCCUAUCUGAUAUUUGCAAGUUUUUCCAAUUAAGUUAUCUUAACAUAUUUGACUAAAUAGUCUUUAAAUUUCUUCCAUUCCUCCUGGUACUCCUCCUCCUUCUGGUCAAUGACUCUUCCAGUUAGGUCAGCUAGCUCCGAAAAGUCCAUCAUCUUCAUCUAGGUGAUUUGGACAUUUCAGCUGGCACAUUCUAUCUGAGAACCCCCUGCGAUUCUCUUUUUGUUUCCUUUGUGAAUGAUGCCAUGGCCUUUGGCUAGUGCAAUAAAGUUGUUGAUGAUGAUGAUGAAUGGGGUGUGUGCCCUGAACUCUCCCCCUGUGAAGUUGGGCUCUCCUUGGGAGAUUAAAAAAUAAAUAAAUCUGCUAGAACAAUUUGAGAUGAUGACAAAAGUACUGGUGAAGCACAGCAGUGUUUAACACAUUUGAUUCCGUUUGUUCUUUCUCUUCUCAUCCUCUGCAUUUCAGAACGAGCAUUUAAAACAGUUUCUGCAUAUAAAAUUCAAGGUGCUGAGCAAUUGGGGCAACUCAGAGUUCACCUGUAUUUAUCGACUCCGGGUGCAUGGGAAGAUGGUCGGUUCCUCGCCCAUCGGAUGAAGGCAGGGGGUGAAAAAUCUUGCAAGAUGAAUAAAAGGAAAGAAAACAGGAGUACCAACGCCCAUCGUACUGAGCAAACUGUAAAGAGCACUCGCAGCUCACUCUGACUUUUUCCUAGGGGAGGGUGGAGAGGGAAGUAUGGAAGGGGAGGAAGGGAAGAAUCCUAAUUAUGCCAAGAUAUUUAAAGUCUGACAGGUGUUCAUGACGGAAAGACCCAAUCUGUGGUCUGCCCAAGAAACCAAGACAAGAAUGACAGGGGAAAUUUCAGAUGAUCAAUGCAAAGUCGUGGCACUGGCAAAUUGAUCUUAAGUCACAUGAAUAUUUUUGAUCCUGUCCAGUUUUCUGUGGAAAGAGGGCGGGGGGGAUAGUUACGAAAGUAGGCAAUCUCCCAAUAAAGAUUUCUGUCUAGACUG
Podarcis lilfordi (Lilford's wall lizard) is the source of this 24238-nucleotide messenger RNA. Lineage: Eukaryota; Metazoa; Chordata; Lepidosauria; Squamata; Lacertidae. The record is from the annotation of a GenBank genome assembly.